Molecule: messenger RNA, 556 nt
Organism: Euleptes europaea (tarantolino)
Lineage: Eukaryota; Metazoa; Chordata; Lepidosauria; Squamata; Sphaerodactylidae
Gene: PIN1
Product: peptidylprolyl cis/trans isomerase, NIMA-interacting 1
Exons: 4
Coding region: 17-490 (157 amino acids)
Cellular component (GO): cytosol; nucleus
Molecular function (GO): protein binding; peptidyl-prolyl cis-trans isomerase activity
Source: RefSeq, a predicted model, not a curated record
GUGAGGAGGCGGAAAGAUGGCGGAGGAGGAGAAGCUCCCCGCGGGCUGGGAGAAGCGCAUGAGCCGCAGCUCCGGGCGUGUCUAUUAUUUCAACCACAUUACCAAUGCCAGCCAAUGGGAGCGCCCCACCUGCAGCAAGAACGGGCAAGGGGAGCCCACGAAGGUGCGGUGCUCACACCUCUUGGUAAAACACAACCAGUCUAGGAGGCCCUCGUCUUGGAGGGAGGAAAAGAUCACCCGGACCAAGGAGGAGGCCCUGGAGCUAAUUAAUGGCUACAUCCAGAAGAUCAAAUCUGGGGAAGACUUCGAAUCCCUCGCGUCGCAGUUCAGCGACUGCAGCUCAGCUAAGGCAGGAGGAGACCUGGGUGCUUUCGGAAGGGGUCAGAUGCAAAAACCUUUUGAAGACGCCUCGUUCGCACUGAGGACCGGCGAGAUGAGCGGACCAGUAUUCACAGAUUCAGGGAUCCAUAUCAUCCUACGUACGGAGUGAAAGUGCCUUGGCGACCCGCUUGGAAAAGAAAGGGUGGUGGGGAAAAAAUACCAGAGCAAGAGAACC